UGGGCGGGACAUGGCCGGAACUAAAGUGCGCGGGGUCACAGUUGUUGCACGCCGUGACGGCUGGGGUUGAAUGCAGCGGUUGGUGAUCUUUCCUCUUUUCUUCUUUCAUUCGCCUCAGAAGAGAACAGUCACCACACUCAUGGCAGGGAUUUUGCGCUCAAUAGUUCAGAGGCUCCCAGGCAGACUCCAAACUGUGACAAAAGGUGUGGAGUCUCUUAUUUGCACGGAUUGGAUUCGUCACAAAUUUACCAAGUCAAGAAUUCCAGAUAAAGUAUUUCAGCCUUCACCUGCAGAUCAUGAAAAAUACGGUGGGGAUCCACAGCACCCUCAUAAACUGCAUAUUGUUACCAGAAUAAAAAGUACAAAAAGACGUCCAUAUUGGGAAAAAGAUAUAAUAAAGAUGCUUGGAUUAGAAAAAGCACAUACUCCUCAAGUUCACAAGAAUAUCCCUUCAGUGAACGCAAAACUGAAAGUGGUUAAACAUUUGAUAAGGAUCAAGCCCCUGAAGUUGCCCCAAGGACUUCCAGCAGAGGAGGACAUGUCUAACACGUGCCUCAAGAGCACUGGGGAAUUAGUGGUGCGGUGGCAUCUAAACCCCAUAGACCAGGAAGCAGUUAAGUCCUAAGGCCAGAGCAGUUUCAUAUUAAAAAAUGUAAAUCAUUUUUAUUUAA
Neomonachus schauinslandi (Hawaiian monk seal) is the source of this 671-nucleotide messenger RNA. RefSeq names its product mitochondrial ribosomal protein L30 (gene MRPL30). Gene Ontology annotation, biological process: translation. The record is from RefSeq and is a predicted model, not a curated record. The coding region runs from base 71 to 625 and encodes 184 amino acids. The transcript has 6 exons. Gene Ontology annotation, cellular component: large ribosomal subunit; mitochondrion. Gene Ontology annotation, molecular function: structural constituent of ribosome. NCBI's taxonomy places the organism in Eukaryota, Metazoa, Chordata, Mammalia, Carnivora, Phocidae.